This is a messenger RNA of Lucilia sericata (common green bottle fly), 1230 nucleotides long. Its product is annotated as protein ALP1-like. The record is from RefSeq and is a predicted model, not a curated record. The transcript has 3 exons. The coding region runs from base 1 to 1230 and encodes 409 amino acids. NCBI's taxonomy places the organism in Eukaryota, Metazoa, Arthropoda, Insecta, Diptera, Calliphoridae.
AUGGCAAAUGAAAUUGAAAAUUUUAAAGAAUUUAUAGAAUUAAUUGAGUUUGUGAAUAUAAUAUAUUGUGCCACAAGUGUGUACAAUAAGCUCCAAAAGAACAAACGACGAUUUUGGGUGCGUCCUUUGUACUUGGAACGAGAUGUGUCUGGUUUUUUUGCCGCAACUUUCCUAAAGUUAAAAAAUAGCGACCAUGAACAGUUCCGGAUAGCAACAAGAAUGUCUCCAGACAUCUUUGACUGUCUGUUCACAAUUCUGAAGAAUAAACUUGAGAAGAACUCAGCGAGAGCUAUACCAGCGGACUGUCGGCUCUUCCUAACUUUAAUUUAUUUAGCGCAUGGCACUAGUAGGCAAUACCUCUCAUUGACGUUUAAAAUGUCUGUGACCGUAGUAAGACGAAUCGUUUUGGAAACGUGUGAGGUUAUAUGGAAUGAAUUAAGUGGAAUUUACCUAUCCUUACCAAACACGUAUGAAUGGGAGCGAAUAGCGGAGGAUUUUAAAAAUAUGUGGAAUUUGCCGAAUUGUGUGGGGGCGAUCGAUGGCAAACACGUCGCCAUAACAUGUCCACCACAUUCAGGUUCAAAUUAUUACAAUUAUAAGGGAACAUAUAGCAUUGUACUAAUGGGUGUGUGCGAUGCGAAUUACACAUUCACUGCGGUUGACAUAGGUGCCUAUGGAAGCCAAAGCGACGGUGGAGUGCUAACCCAUUCGGAUUUUGGAAGGCUAUUGCGAUCAGAAAACUUAAAUUUUCCAGCGGACACAAUAUUGCCAAAUAGCGAAGUCAUGUUUCCUUAUUAUUUAGUUGGGGAUGCCGCUUUUCCUCUUAAGUCAUACAUCAUGAGGCCAUAUCCCGGACUCUUGUUAUGUGAUGAAAAGCAAAACUUUAAUAAAAGGUUAUCUAGAGCCCGCAGGACCAUAGAAAAUGCUUUCGGUAUUUUGACAGCACGGUGGAGAAUUUUACGUGGAACCUUGAAUAUGUUACCGGAGUCUGCUGAAAAAGUUGUAUGCGCCACGGUUUUACUGCACAAUUACUUAAAAAUGCACGAUGCAACAUAUUGCCCACCAGAUUUUGUAGACCGAGAAAAAGACGGUUUAGUUACGGAAGGCUUGUGGAGGCAAGAAACCCAGCCAUUGGAAAAAGGCCCAAAAUUCUCUUCUAAUAAUUCAACUAGAAAUGCAUUCCAGCUAAGAGACAUUUUGUGUGAAUAUCUUUAUAAAAAUAAAAUAUAA